This is a messenger RNA of Cygnus atratus (black swan), 7914 nucleotides long. It is a transcript of the gene KIF24, whose product is annotated as kinesin family member 24. Gene Ontology annotation, biological process: microtubule-based movement. The coding region runs from base 758 to 5035 and encodes 1425 amino acids. Lineage: Eukaryota; Metazoa; Chordata; Aves; Anseriformes; Anatidae. The transcript is spliced from 15 exons. The record is from RefSeq and is a predicted model, not a curated record. Gene Ontology annotation, molecular function: microtubule binding; microtubule motor activity; ATP binding.
ACCGUUUGAAGCGGGCGAGGCGUUGUUGCCAUGGAGACGCGGCCUGGGCGCCGCUCCCGGAGCCUCCGCUCCCGCUGAGGGGACCGAGGGUGGGGGGUGGCGGUGCCCGGCCCGGCGCUGCGGGGUGCGUACGGACACCGGGCAGCACGGCCCCGGCGGGCUCCGGGCGGGUUUUCUCUCAGCUGAACGCGUGGGGAGGCGCGGAGGCUUCUCUCGGGGGCCAAACUGGGAAGAAAACGGUAAAAGUUCAUCCGGGACCGAGCCCCGGGGCUAAAUGCGGCCCCUCCGAGUCCUGAAGCGUAACCCCCGACGCGCGGCAGCUCGUUGGGCUCUAAUUAUAAAAUAAAUGUUAGAAGCCAGCUGUUAAACCCUGCCGGCAAGAGAGGCUGGGGCGCAGUUUUCAAAUAAUCAGCACCCCGAUAUAGCUGCCUGCUGAUUUUCUGGGCGUGUGGCUGAGUAUUGGACGCUUCCCCUUCCCCUGCAGCUGCUGCUGGGACCAGUUGUCGGGAUCAGCUGCAGGAUGGAGCCGCUCCUGCUGAGCUCACCAGCCUAUGUUUAGUGUGGAAGAAUGAUAACGGAGGAGAUCAACAGAGAACCAAAGGCAGAAGAACCUUGUGCGCUUGGACAGAAGGGCUGUGUUCACAAGGAGGUUUGUCAGUAAAAAUUGGCUUCCUUCUGGUCUUCUGCUCUGUACCUCAAAAACCAGCGAACACCUUGGCACAGCGCCUGAAGACGUGUUUGGGACAUUAGCUUGAAGAUGGCGUCGUGCCUUUAUGAAUGCCUUUGUGAGGCAGAACUUGAAAAAUAUUAUCCCCAUUUUGCUGCCUUUGGCCUUCAGAAGAUUGAUGAGCUUGCCAAGGUUUCCAUGAAAGAUUAUACCAAACUAGGGGUACACGACAUGAAUGAUCGCAAACGACUCUUUCAGCUCAUUAGAAUAAUCAAAAUUAUGCAAGAAGAUGAAACUGUAAGAGACUUGGGCAAGCAAGAUUUCCAACCAAGUGGCCUUUUCAUUCAGCCUCAGGUGACCAGAUCAGGUCCCCGUAGACAGCUGCGUUUUGAGUCCUUCUUUGAGGAAAAUGACGGAACAGUUAAAGACUCUGAGCCGGAAUCAUAUGGGCCAUCUGAUUUCAGUGCCAAUGAGGAGAAGAACGGUCUUGUGGAGCUGUUGGGACACACUCAGCCACAUGAUUCAGAGAUGAUCAGAUUAACCAGAAGAGAUGUAAAUACUCCUGGAAUAUGCACGAAAAGUGAACUGAGCUGUACAACAGUUUCUGAUGAUAUUGCUCCUCUCCUGGGGGAUUCUGAAACUCCCAUCAUCCAGAGAGUAACUCACAUUUCAGGGUAUAAUUAUGGACUACCUCAUUCCUGUAUCAGAUCCAGUACCUCAGAGAAAGAGACUCCAUGGACAGAGAGUGAGAAAAUCAGAGUGUGUGUCCGAAAACGUCCCCUAGGCCUAAGAGAGGAGCGACGCGGGGAGGUUAAUAUCAUCACGGUGAAAGAUAAAGAAACCCUACUUCUUCAUGAGAAGAAGGAGGCAGUUGAUCUCACCCAAUAUAUCUUACAGCAUGUUUUUUAUUUUGAUGAAGUCUUUGGGGAGUCAUGUACCAAUCACGAUGUGUAUAUGAAGACAGCUCAUCCUCUCAUUCAGCAUAUUUUUAACGGAGGCAAUGCAACCUGCUUUGCAUAUGGGCAGACUGGUGCUGGCAAGACUUACACUAUGAUAGGUACUCACCGGAACCCAGGACUCUAUGCCUUGGCUGCCAAGGACAUCUUCAGACACCUGGAAGCGUCACAGUCAAGGAAGGACCUACUUGUUUUGAUCAGCUUUUAUGAAAUCUACUGUGGACAGCUUUAUGACCUGCUAAAUGGAAGGAAGAGACUCUUUGCAAGAGAAGAUAGCAAACAUGUUGUUCAAAUAGUUGGACUCCGGGAGGUCCAGGUGGACUCUGUAGACCUACUGUUGGAGGUGAUUUUGAAGGGGGGGAAAGAACGUAGCACAGGAGCUACUGGAGUCAACUCAGAUUCCUCUCGAUCUCAUGCUAUCAUCCAAAUCCAAAUUAAAGACACAGCCAACAGGACAUUUGGAAGGAUAUCAUUCAUUGACUUGGCUGGCAGUGAAAGGGCAGCUGAUGCCAGAGACUCAGAUCGACAAACAAAAAUGGAAGGAGCAGAAAUAAACCAAAGUCUUUUAGCACUAAAGGAAUGCAUUCGGGCCUUGGAUCAGGAGCACGCGCAUACACCUUUCCGGCAAAGCAAAUUAACUCAGGUACUAAAGGAUUCUUUCAUUGGCAAUUCCAAGACAUGUAUGAUAGCCAAUGUAUCACCUAGCCACAUAGCUACAGAGCAUACCCUGAACACUUUACGAUAUGCUGACAGGGUGAAAGAGCUGAAGAAAGGGAUUAAGUGUUCUACUCCUGUCACAAACAGACGUCGAACAGCUGGAAACGUAUCUCCAAAACGUGUCCAAAACUCUCCCUCCUUGCCACCUGGAGAAAAGAGCUCUCCAAAGAAAGUGAAGCUAGGUCUCCAGCACCCUUCGAGUGCUACAAAAACAAAGGCGUGUCCUCCAGCCCUCCAGCCACCCAGUGUCCCUUUUACCUCUACCCCCAGGGGAGUCAACAAAGGACAUGCCUACAAAGGAAGUCCCAGCUCACUAUGGUUCCACCACACUAGUCCAAUUAAGGGAUUCUUACGGAUAGGACAUCCCUUGAAGAAGAAAACCGAUGAUCUGUCCCCCUACUCUGAGAAGAACGCCACUGCGAAGGAUUUUAUCAUCAAAAACACUGCCGCGGCAGAAACAAAAGAGAGUGGCCAAAGAGAUAAGUACAUGCAAGACAGACCACCUGUCCAGUGCCUAAAAGUCCAGACAGUGCAACCUGUGCAGAAACAGCUUGUUUCUAGAGAUGAUUUUUCCUUUGGAGAUGGAAAUCUGCCUUCUGACAGCAGGCAGGAAUGGGGAAACACCUUUGCUAAACAGUGCAUUGAAACCUGGACAAAUCUGUCUCCAUUUCAGAAGGAAAGGGAGGAACAUUUACGCCUUUAUCACCAGCAAUUUCAGCAGCCACCUAUUCUACAGCACAAACUGAACUACCAGCCUCUCGAGAGGUUUUUAACACAGUAUAAGCCCCAGGAGAUUGAAGUGAAGCAGGAGCUGAGCCUUACACCCACAGAAGCACAGAGCAAAGAGGGGAUGCAGCUGGAAGAUCUUGAUGACAGUGAUUUUAGUGAAGAUUCUUUCUCACCUGUCUGCAGUCAAAAGAACGUGAAGAGAAGAAACACCAACAAAUGCAGUAAACACUCAUUUUUCCUUCAUCAAAGAGAACAAGGAACUGAGGAAGAGCAAAAAGGCCAAAAGCGACAGGAUUUAUUUUUUAAAUAUGCAUUACGCUCGCAAGAACACGAACUAGAUGACAGCUGGGAUUGUAGCGAGGGCAGCCCAAAGAUGGAGGAAUCCAUUAAAAAUGCAGGCUGCAGCAAAACGCCAUCAGACUGGAGCUACGACUUAGCUAUGGAGUCCUCCUCAAGCAACACUGCGGAAAAACCUUGCUGCUUACAAGAAGAUCCUGCUUGUAACUGGAAAAAUAGCCAAGAUUUCCUGGCUGAUGACAAACAGUACAAAUCCAAACACAGGUGUCCAGUUUACUCCAGUGAAGUCACCUUGACUCCAGAAAAGGAUACUUCAAACUCAUAUUCUUCUCCUGUAUUGAAAUCGGGAACACCAGAGUGCAAAGAGAUUCUCCUCCAGCGUGAGGAGAAGGAAGAAUCUACUCUGGAUGGACAGGCUGCCCUUGCAGGAGACAUUAAAUGGAAAGCUAGAAAAAAUGAUGUUAACUGUUGUGGAUCUUCCAGUUGUUCCUCAGAAUUCACACCUGAGCUUGUGGCCCCUCUCCCGGUACCCCUUCUUGACUAUGAGGAAACAACGGAUGCAGAGAACAUUUCUUCUAACCAAGAAAAGUCCCCCCGUGUGAAACAGAUGUUGGGCAGGAGCAUACACAGGUCCCAGAAGAGGUUUGAGGAGGAGGCCUGGCAGUGCACCAGAAGCAGAGCUCUGACAGACAGCAUGCUGGAGCUGGGCGAGCAAGUGCGUCGUGGUGGAAGACACUGCACCCUGCAGCGCUGCCCACAGGCAGGGGACAGGUGGCUCUCUCCCAGCUGCUGUAAUGUGAAACCGUGCUGCUGCCUUCUGGGCUCAGGUUCAUCAAAUCCAGGAGUCGUUCCCAGCUCCCUCGUUGGAAAUAACCUGGCAGAAGCAUCCACAGCUGAAUGCACGGAAUCCAGGGGAGAGAGAGAGGGUGCUUUGUUCCUCAGUAACAAAAAGUGCAAGGAGUACUCAGACGGCAGACAGUCUGACGCUGAUGUUAAAGGGAAUACCAUUAAUUCAGGAAAAUCUAACUCAAAUCAAGGACUGAACGUUGAGCCUUGGGAAACAAAUGCUGAGAUACCUGAAAAGAGCUUUUUUUCGGGUGCAUCAUGUUUACUCACUGUGGGAAAUACGGAUUAUGCAGUCCAGUCCCCCUCUCAGGAAAGCAGCCUGCUGCAGCCAAAGUCAGGACUGAGAAACGAGGACCUCAGUCGUUCUGAAGAGCCAGCCAAGUCAUCGUUCAGCAGUGAGGAAAUGGGGUUGCUUAAGAGCAAAUUGAUGCAGACUAUUUUUACACAAGAGGCUUUUGUUGCAGAUUCAGGAUCUGCAACCAAAGAUACUAAGCCAUUAGCGAAUGCAAACAGUCCCUCCAACGUCAGCUCUCUGAGUGGUGUAUCUGAGGUGGGAAAGUGGCAGAAGGAGGCCCUAGAAAAGGCACAACAGGCUAUGAUUCGGGCCCAUCGGCAGCAGCUGGAUGAAAUGGCAUCCUUGUGCUUCAAGGAGGAGUGCUUGAUAAAUCAGAUGUCAGCAACGGAUUUUCAGAAUUUCGUCACCAAGCUAGAUGAAAUCCUGGUACUGAAGUCGAAAUGUAUCCAAACCAUGCGAGCCCAGCUUCAGCUCUAUUUAGCCUCUCCUAGCACUGACACAUCCCUGCAAACACCUCCACCAGUUUAGACCUGCUGUGCUUACACAUGCACAAGAACAGUUUUGGAAACAGCCAGCUAGUGUUUCACCACACUUGGUGCUGCAGAGCGUGGGUGGGAAGGGGCUAGCUUUUGGUUUGAUGGUUUGUGAUUAGUGCAUAUUUUAGCUAAGGAUGGAGAGAAUUCUGAGUAAAUAACAGAUGAUUACUUGGCAACAUGAGAUUUGUAUUUCCUUAAUACCAGUAAGCCACAUUCUUAAAAAUAACAACUCAGCAGUGCUUAAAUAUCUCACCAAGCGGCAGGCAGUCCUGUCCACAGUAUUCACAGCAGCUUCUCACAUGUUACAGGCACUUCUGUGCUGCUAACAAAAUGAAGGGAAAAAAACAAAACAAAACAAAAUACUUUGAAGUCAGACUUAGGUCUGAACAGAAAUGUUCAAAAGCUAUCCAGAAAAGUGUUUGCAAACAGAAGUGAAGAAACCGCUUAAGUACACUAAAGUAACUAGACCAAAAGUAAAUUAAAUCAAGGCAGGAUACGAAGUUCUGGGCUUUCAGAAGGAAAGCUACUGGAGCAUUUGUUCUUUGCGUGGGAUGAACACUGCAGACCUGCUGAAAGAGAUCACUGAAGUCACAAGUAACGAGUGGUUGAGUAGGAGGCUUAUGUACAAGGGACUUUGUACCACAGGUUCAUCUAGCGUGUUAAUAAGCACAUUGUUUUCACUGGUGCCAAGAGAAAGAAGACAAAAGCUCGCCUUCUACAAGCCAUGUCUGAGCUCUGCUCAGCUGCAGAGUGCUUGUGGUCUGGGUUGACAACUGAUUUGUCACAUCAGAAGAGUGCAGUUAUAGGCAGUGGGAUUUAAGAAGCUGACAGUGCCGUUACACCAACCUGGUAUUUGAGUCAAGAACUACAGAACAAUGAGCUGGAACCCUGCAAAAAUCUCUGCUGCUGCAUGCACCCCAGCUGAACCACAGAAUAAGCCCACUUGCUGACGCCACAAGCGACCAUGAAACACGCUCAGCUAAAACAACACUCUGCAAGUGCUCCCACUCCAAAAUUUGGUCUGCCACAGCAUAUUCAGCCAUCUCAGCGUUUCCUCAGUAAUGGCCGUAGUAGCUCAAUAGCUGUAAAUGCUAAGGUAAGGGAACACUGCUGUCUGACCAGCUGCGAAUUUCGCCACCUGCUUCUACAGCUACCACGAGGAGCCAGGUUUGGCGGCAGCAGCGCAGUGGUUGCAGAUACACAGCUCUCUGGGUUGUGUAUUUGAUGCAAGGAACGUCACACAGCAUAGCCCUGGGGAACAGGAGUGCAAGGGAAGGAGUGACGGUUGUAACUGAGGAAGAAAGUCCUGCAUCAGGGCCCUGAUCUUUGCGGGAAGGUAUUUAGUCCCUCUCGACCCUGACGUAACCAGGCUCUGAGUUUAGGGACCUCAAGAUAGUUGCUGUGUCCCGGCUCCAGGCCACCAGCAAGUCACAGCUGAAGCAAGGCCUCCCAGUCCCAUUUUAAGAAGCCUUCCUUGCUUAGAGAAAUGAGGCAUUCAGGGGCAAGGCUCUUCAGCCUCAGUGCCUCAUCUCCUGGAGACAGGGCUAGCUUUCCCGUGCAUAAGGUGAGGAGACCACAUGGCAGCUGGUUAGUCCUCGUACCUUCUGAAAGCACAAAUAGAUGUGAGUACCUGCAGUAGUUCCCACAGCCCUUGCUCAGUGAGCACACAGAAGUGAGGCAAUCACAGAGCUGCUGAGCACUUUCACAAGUUAGCUUGGAGCUGAGGAAAAGGUGGGACUGCAGGAUGUGUGCACAGGUCACGAGAAAGUGAGAGGUCCUGCCAGCAACGCAGCGCUAGCUGGGUGGAAAGAGAGGGAAAACUUUCCCUCCGUGUACUUUGACAUUUGGGACGGGGGAGUGACUGUACUUUAACCCAGUAGAGGACUUAUUUAAAGAGGAGCUCAGCAAAAGUACGUUCAGUCUUUCCCCACCUCUUACCCAAGCUGAUCAUCCCUAAACUGGCACCACGGGAGAACCGUUCACACACCACCAGAGUGCCAUGUCCUAACCUCACUGCUUUCAGAGGAGCUGUAAGAAGACAGAUGAAUGACCAAAAAUUUCCAUCAGCAGAGGAAAUCUGAGUUAACCCAGCUAACAAACUGAAGCCACCCGUGCAGUUCCUGUUGGUCUGCCCUAAAAAAACAUGAGCAAGCCUGGCAAAUCUGAGCCCCAGUGCAAGUCCCCAGAGCAGGAACUACUUGCUCCCUCACAGAAUGGCUAGAAACACCAAAAAACAUCAAUUUGAAACAAGAAGUCUUUUAAACUGGAGCCAUCAAGGUAACCCAUGAGGUUGUACCUUGUUUGAUACAAGAUUCUAUCAUCGAUCUGUUCUCAGAACAGUGUAUCCCCUGCUGCAUGUGAGGCUCUGCUAAAAUAAAAGCAGCUCCGGCUGUGAAAAUUCACCCACCCUUAGCAGUAACAGGGCUACUGACACCGUUGAACUGCUGCAUGCCCAGGAGAUACCAAAACUGGGCUCGCAGCAUGCAACAGAAAUGACCGGCGCUGUUAUUGAAAGGGGUAGAAUUUUUCUCUCCACUUUUAGGGUUAUUACCUACAUGCUGCUUUAACUCUUGUGUGAAGGUGUGCUAACAGUGUUUGAAAGCGUCAUCCCCUCCCAGGUGUUUGCACUGAUGCCUGAAACAAAUGGUUUUCUUUUCAACAUGAAGAAUGAAUGUGAAUUUUGUGCUGUUACAGCAGUCUUUUCAGAAGAUUUUUGAGGGACUGGCCCUGCACAAUCAAAUAAAUACAGAAGUAAAGUGGAUUCAUUUUUGUAUGCAAGUGCAACAAAGACUAUUAAUGUUCAUGGCAGAAGCUUGAUGUUUUAUUUGAAUAGCUCACAUUAUUUAAAAUAAAAUUCAAUUUACUACAGAA